AUGUAUUCGUGCGAGGAUGACCUUUCCGCGGAAGUUAUUCCCAUAAAAUGCAAAUUACAAAGGCAUAAAAAGACGAAAAAUGAACAAAAUGCAUAUAUGCAGGCUCUAAUAGAGUGCUCAGAGAUUUCCAGGAAACGACCUAGAGUAGACCAAAAUAAUGCAAAGCCAAAAAGCAAAUCAUACAAAUACUAUGUGUCUUCCAGUUCGGGAAAGCACCGUGAACGUUUCAGCUUGUCUUUCGGUAGACCACAGGUCGACACCUGCUGCACCUGUGAGGAGCUUUCCAACAAAAUUAAACCUAAGGCCUUGAACGAUGUUGCUAAACGUGUAGCUGUGGCGGAAAAAAUAGUUCACCAAAGAAGAGCCAAACAAUUCUACAGCAAGAUGAAGUCGAUUGAAGAGUUAUGCCAAACAGAUCCCAGUGUAGGAGCAAUUUGCGUGGACUUCAUGCAAAAUCUUACACUUCCUGUUAUUCCGGUCCAAGACACAUUCUACCUUCAUCAACUAACUGUCAAUGUCUUCAAUAUCCACGACUUAAAAUCUGGAAGAACUAUGUUUUAUGUAUAUCACGAAGACCUUGGACGAUUCAAGACUGUGAACCAAUACUUCCCAGUAAGAGGCCAUUCGUACAUGCCAUGUGACAGGGAUUUUGCCAUGGCGAAGAGAAAAAUUAAGAACAAUGACCGAAUGUACCUGCUAAAAGAUUAUGUUUCCUUGAUUCUCAAUUCAAGCACUAAAAAUAAAUUUUCCGUAUACGUAAUGGAUGGAGAGAAUACAUUGAUCAAAGACUAUAAGAAAUGGUGGCCCCUUUACUACAAAAAAAAAUCUUUGUCCACAGAAUCUUAUAUAAGGGUGGGUAUACAAAGAGUUACGAGGAAAUUAAAAGAAGACUGUGAAAAGCCAAGGCGAUCCAAUGUCCUCCAGGGGAUCCAAGGGAAUCAGAGAGGAGAAGAUCCUCUAGAUAAUGACAGUGACACUAAUGGUGUUCUAAGCACGGAUGCAUCUUUAGACGUAGAUUUUGGUGUAGGUGUGAUUGAAGUACCAAUAGUAUCUGAUUGUAAACCAUGCGAUCGUGCGCAAUUCUUCGACAGUUUGCAUUCUGAACUGGAAGCUUAUGGACAUUACCCGAAUAAAACUCGAUUUUGUUGUCGCAAACUGGAGUAA
This is a messenger RNA of Acanthoscelides obtectus, 1164 nucleotides long. Lineage: Eukaryota; Metazoa; Arthropoda; Insecta; Coleoptera; Chrysomelidae. The record is from the annotation of a GenBank genome assembly.